CACGGUUCCAAGCUGUCGCAUCAAGCAGAGGUCCAGAGCCAGACCCCCCCCUUCCAUCCAGUGUCGAAACGCCGAAGAAGACAGCGCUCACGUCCGCGGCCUCGCCUCGGCACCCCGUGGUGAGUCUUCGGGAGCGGCCUCGGCAAACCACGGCCAUGGCCUGCCCAGUGCCAUCGGGGCGCAGCCGGCGGCAGCAGCGGACCGCAGGCCGGGCAGCGGCCCCCAGAUGCCCCCAAGAGGCAGGCUCCGGGAGGGCCCCGAGCGGGCCCACGAGGGCCCAAACAGGGCCUCGGGAUAGCUUCUCAAAGCUGGAGCUACUUUCGAUCGACGAAGGAAGAAGCCAUAAACAUAAACUUGUGGUGCUCCGCGCGGAUUUCUUGGAUCCGCGCUGGGCCCCCCUGGCGGCGCUUCCGGCGCCGCCCCUGGCGCGCUCCGCGCGCAUGGGGGGGGGUCCAGCGCAGAUCCAAGAAGUCCGCGCGGAGCUCGAAAAGUUUGUGCUUAUGCUUUUUGUUUUUUCUAAGUUUGACCCUCCGCAGCCAUUCUGACUCAAGCUGGUCUGGGCCGAGCCGCGCGCGACUCCACGGACAAUGAGCCUUCAGGGGUCCCUGGCGCCGGUGGCGGCCAAGCUGCCGAACGGCUUGACCUCCAAGAACACCUUCCUGGACCAUCCGUCGCCCUGGAUCGACUACGUCACCGUGGGAGACCGCCCCAAGUCGGAUCCCACCUCUGACGCAACAUCGUCCUCAACGGCGGAGGUGGCAAGCAGCGGAGGGAACUCCUGGGUGGGAGAAUUCGGGGGAGGCCGUCUGCCGAAGGAGGAGGACGCCAAGCAGCAGGCUGGCAGGAGCUCGGAGAAGUGUGGGACCGACAGCUCGGAUGGUUCGCGCAUGUCCUUAAAGCCUCAGUCGAUCGGCAGGUCACAGCGGCGUCGCAUGCAGCGGAAGGCCAUGGAAGUUUAUUGGGGGACACAGGGCGCCCAUUCCGCUGCAGAGCACACCGCGGCUCGGACGCCAUGCGAAGUGGCGCCAGCACCAAGAUCUCUCUGUGAUUGCCCUUGGAGCGGCUAGGGUCCCAGUAGACCGCGGCAGGCUCUCUGGCCAAGCGCUGGUUCAGGGGCGGCGGGAGGACUGGAAAGGAGGG
This is a messenger RNA of Prorocentrum cordatum, 1140 nucleotides long. Lineage: Eukaryota; Dinophyceae; Prorocentrales; Prorocentraceae. The record is from the annotation of a GenBank genome assembly.